Molecule: messenger RNA, 3493 nt
Organism: Phascolarctos cinereus (koala)
Lineage: Eukaryota; Metazoa; Chordata; Mammalia; Diprotodontia; Phascolarctidae
Gene: VCAM1
Product: vascular cell adhesion molecule 1
Biological process (GO): cell-cell adhesion
Cellular component (GO): plasma membrane
Molecular function (GO): integrin binding
Source: RefSeq, a predicted model, not a curated record
UUUUCUUCCAUUGCUUACCCAGCUGCCUUCACUUUGAAAGCUGCAGACAGUCCCUGGGUUUCUUCAGGUAGCACAGAGAGUGGGUAGUUUGGACUUGCUAUUUCCUCUAUCACAACAUACAAAAUGCGUGGACAAAAGCUCGGGACUGUCCUGGCCAUGAACCUCCUUUGGAUGGUAUUUGCUAUGUCGGAAGAUCUGAAAAUUGAGGUUGGCCCAAGUUCCAAGGUCCCUGCUCAGAUUGGUGGUUCCACUAAGCUGACCUGUACUGUGACUGGCUGUGAAUCCCCUGUUUUCUCCUGGAGAACUCAGAUAGACAGCCCCUUGGGGGGAAAGAUGCAAAAUCAAGGGACCACAUCCAUCUUGACCAUGGAUUCAGUUGGUAUUGAGAAUGAUCACUCCUAUCUGUGCACAGCCAAAUGUGGGGGCAAGGAAGUGGAAAGAGGAAUUGUGGUGCAGCUCUAUUCUUUCCCCAGAGAUCCAGAGAUCGAGAUAAGUGGCCCCCUUAUUGUUGGAAGGCCUGUCACUGUCACCUGCAAGGUCCCAAAGGUAUACCCCUCCGAACGACUAGAGAUAGAAUUCUGGAAGGAAGGCUCUCAUCAUCCUGUGGAAUUACACGAAAUUGUGGAGGAUACUGACAGGAAUAACCUGGAGACCAAGGGUUUGAAGAUGACCUUUACCCCAACCAUGGAAGACAUGGGAAAAUCCCUCACCUGUGAGGCCAAGUUACCUAUUGAUGACAUAGAUUUUGAGCCCAAAGAAAGGAGAACUACACAGAUACUUCAGGUGAACAUUGUACCCAAGAACACAAUCAUCUCCAUCACCCCCUCCGACACUGUGCAAGAAGGGGAUUCUGUGACAAUGACCUGUUCCAGCGAGGGCCUGCCACCCCCACAGAUCUUUUGGAGUAAGAAACAGGACAGUGAGGACUCAUUGCCUCUUUCUGAGAAUGCAAUACUCACCUUAGUGGGCAUGAGGAAAGAAGAUUCUGGAACUUACGUGUGUGAAGCGAAGAACCAGUUUGGAAAAAGUAGGAAAGAGGUGGAAGUAACUGUAGUGAAACUUCUUACAGUGGAAAUCUCCCCAGGACCAAAGAUUGCUGCUCAGAUUGGAGAUUCUCUUGUGUUGACCUGCACCACAACAGGCUGUGAGGCUCCCUUUAUCUCCUGGAAAACCCAGAUAGACAGCCCCAGGGGGAAAGUACACAAUGAGGAGACCAAAUCCACCUUGAUCAUGAAUCCUAUUGGCCUUGAGAACGAACAUUUUUAUCUGUGCACAGCAUCAUGUGGGGACAACAAAGUGGAAAAAGGAGUCCAGGUGGAACUUUAUUCUUUCCCUAGAGAUCCUGAGAUUGAGAUGAGUGGCCCCCUUAUCGUUGGAAAGCCUGUCACUGUCACCUGCAAGGUCCCAAAGGUAUACCCCUCAGAACGACUGGAGAUGACAUUCUGGAAGGAAGGUUCUCAUCAUCCUGUGGAAUUACAUGAUAUUGUGGAGAAUGCUGAAGGGAAUAACCUGGAGACCAAGGGUUUGAAGGUGAUCUUUACCCCAACCAUGGAAGACAUGGGAAAAUCCCUCAUUUGUGAGGCCAAGUUACCUAUUGAUGGAAUGGAUUUUGAGCCCAAAGAAAGGAGAACUACACGGAUACUUCAGGUCAACAUGCCUCCCAAAGACACAUGCCUUACAGCUUUCCCUUCUGAUAGUGUCAAGGAAGGAGACUCGAUUAAUAUUUCCUGCACAUCUGGGAAUAUUCCAAAGCCUCAAAUUAUCCUGAGGAAGAAAACAGAGAUGGGAGAUAGAGAGCUUGAGUCUACAGCUGGCAUUUAUAUCAUACAUGCAGCUCAGUUAGAGGAUGCUGGAGUGUAUGAAUGUGAAUCUAAAAAUGAGGGUGGCUCAGAAGUUAAGAGCCUUAUGCUUGAUGUUAAAGUACCUCCUCGAAACACAACAAUAUCCAUCCAUCCAUCUAGAACUGUUCUUGAAGGGGAAAAUGUCACCAUUACAUGUAAAACUUUUAGUCAUCCUCCUGCAGUGAUUGUCCUCAAAAAAGUUGAUGUGGACAAUGAAGUGACUAUGUGUUCAAAGAAUGGAACAUUUACCUUAUAUCACGUCACUCCUGAUGACACAGGGGUAUAUAUAAUUGAUGUUUCCAAUGAGGUUGGAAAUGACUCUGGACAGAUUGAGAUCUCAGUUAUGGAAAUUCCUAAAUAUUUUUCUCCUCAACUUCUUGCACUAUACUGCUUAUCUUCCCUGGUAAUCCCAGCCGCUGGAAUGGUCAUCUACUUUGCAAGAAAAGCCAACCACAAAGGUUCCUACAGCCUGGUAGAUGCCCUGAAAUCAAAAGUGUAGCUGUCGGUUCAACCAAAGACAUUAUUUAUCAGUCGACCCUUGAUUACUGCUCAUCAUUUCACUGGGAAAACAACAUGCUGUGACUUCAGACUUUCCCUCCUGCACGUAGUGAACACAGGGAGAGAAACAUCUGCCUUUUCCUUUUCUUCCUAUAGGCAGGAAGCCAAAGGGAAAGUUACUACCUGUGAAGUAAGGUUUUUCACUGAUCCACUGAAGUCUAAUGAUUGGAGUGGUUCCUCGACAUGUACAUAGAAUAGCAUUUUCUGUACAUAUGUAAAAUAAAUAUCCCUAGUCAACUGAAAAUCAAAAUAACAUCACUUUCCAUCAAGAUCUCCUCCUAGAAGAUUAUAAAACUGAAUACAUUUUAAAGAAUAAUUUAUACCAGUAUCUCUUGGUAGUUUGCCUGGUAAUCUAUUUUUAAAAAAAUUUUUGAUAUGUUUAAUUUUGUAUUAAUAAGAUGUAAUCUUUAUAAUAUCUCCUGAAAAUAAUUUCAUCUUUUGUAAAGAUGGCAAGGUUUCAGACACAGUAUCAUGGAUCAAGAAGCAGCGUUGGAGUCAAGACAACUUGGGUCCAAGUCCUGACUCUGAUAUAUGCUGGUUGUGUGAAUAUGGGCACAUUGCCUAACCUCUCCAUGCCCCAGGGAAUUUUCUAAGAAUAUAAAUUCCAGACAAGUUGCUGGACUGAAUGUGUGGAGGGCAUUUCCACCCCAGGAGUUUCUUAAACUGAUGAAAUCACAGAUCUGGACUCCUCCCCUCAAAAAAAAAAAAGAACCCAAUAGUGAAUCCACUAAGAGGGUUGUAAGUUUUAUUUCGGGUACAAAUAACCAUCAUAGAAGUGGCCAAAGGUGACAUUUCUCUUCUGUGACUUUAAGAUCUUCUAGUAAAUGAGAGUGCAUUUACAGUCCUUUACACACACAUGAGAAAGAGAGAAAAGCCACCAUAAGACCAAUGACAUUAAAUGUGCUGUAGUUUGUGCUCAAUUCAUUAUGGUGGUGAACGGGACUAUUUACUCUAUGCGGUACUGGUGUAAUUAUGAAAAAAAAAUUUAUAAGCAUGACUGUUCUAUCAAGUCCUAGGUGACUUUCUCUGUUAUUUUCAUUUGGCUUCAUUCUGUAAAGUUUCUUUGUACAGUAAAAAGAUAAAUCCUAAAAGUG